Acanthosepion pharaonis is the source of this 1752-nucleotide messenger RNA. The record is from the annotation of a GenBank genome assembly. Lineage: Eukaryota; Metazoa; Mollusca; Cephalopoda; Sepiida; Sepiidae.
AUGCUUCACGACGGGAACCACCUCGAUGUCUUUGCAGAUCCACCUGUUGUUCUGCCUGUUGCUCGUCUGGUCCUAGAUGAAAUUCUUUUCCUCAGAGAAGAACCUCAUCAUCCCGGCGGACCCGUACUUGAUCUCGUUCAGCAAAGCCGCUGCCUUGACCUUCCUCGACUCCUUGGAGGCAUUCGUGAUGAGCAUGCAGUGAGACUUGCGGUAGGAGGAGUAAAUAAUGUCUUUCUUGAUCGUUCGGCAGAUCGUCGACUUGGGACAGCCCAUGUCAGCGGCGAUCUUGGCGUAGCUCUGGCUUCCAUUGUCGACUGUCUCCUUGACGACAGCGACGAACUCGUCAGUCCUAACGGCCAAAGAACGAACGUUGUGGGCCUUUCGUUUGGCAGUAAACUCGUCCUUGUUCUCACACGCCUUCCACUUCCUCCAAAUGUGCAUGACCAUGGUCCUCUUGAACCCAAACCAGGCUGUAGCAAAGAGAGAUCUUCAGUUGUAUCUGAGUUUGAAUUGGUGUGUGAAAGGAAAUGGCUAAAGAGUACAUCAAAAUCAGUGUUUUUUGCUGGUCGUCUGGUUGGAGCUGUAAUCUUUGGUCAGUUAGCUGAUAGAUUUGGUCGUUAUCCUUGCUUCUUCAUAAGUACUGUUCUGUUAAGUUGUUGCGGAAUUAUCAAUGCAUUUGUUCCUUCUUUUAUACCAUUUAUCAUUUUAUACUUCUUCCAAGGAUUAUGGCAAAUUGGGGCUUACUUUUGUGCCUACACAAUUGCUAUAGAAAUUGUUCCAUUAAAAUAUCGAAUGCCAGUUAAUUUCAUUGUGCAUAUCAGUUAUGCAAUAGGAAUGAUGAUUCUUGCAGGAAUAGCUUAUGCUGUUAAUGAUUGGCGCCAACUGGAGAUCGCUAUUUCUGUGCCUUUUAUUUUCUUCAUAUUCUGCUGGAGAAUUAUUCCAGAAUCUCCACGAUGGCUCUUAGUUCGGAGAGAAGAUGUCAAAUGCAAAAAACUACUAGAAAACAUAGCGCGAGUGAAUGGAGUAAAAUUUGCAAUUGAUGAGAAAUCUUUACAGAAGAUGAUGCCUAACAAGAAUCUUGGCAAAGUUAAGACUUAUACAUUUGUGGAUUUGAUAAGUAAAUGCAGUUUGGCCAAGUUAUCUUUUAACGUUUGGUUCAAUUGGUUAGUGAACAGUAUGGUCUACUAUGGUGUUACUUUGAAUGCAGUUAACAUGGCUGGAAAUCCUUACUUGAAUUUUGUGAGCAUGGCUGCAAUAGAAGUUCCAGCCAAUGCAAUGUGUAUUUUAACAUUCAAAUAUUUUGGAAGGCGUUUACCCAUAUUUUUCUACAUGUUAUUUGGUGGAAUCAAUUGUCUUGCCACAAGUUUUGUGCCCCAAAAGCCUUCUUGGAUUCCACUAACCUUGGCUCUACUAGGAAAAUUUGGCAGUACUGCUGCUUACGGGGGAAUAUAUCUUGUGGCUGCAGAGUUGUUUCCUACACUUGCAAGGAAUAUUGGAAUGGGUAUGUCAUCAAUGUUUAGUCGUAUUGGAGGACUGCUGGCGCCUUUUAUCCUUGAUCUUUCUGCCAAAUGCAAUGAUCGCUCUUGCCAGUCUGCUGUUGACCUCCUUGCUGAUCCCAGCACCCGAUAUGAUGGUACAUUCGAGGUAGGUAAGCUGAUGGACUGCCUUCGGCUCAGUCAUGCCAAUGAUGAUGUGGGGAGGAUGAUACUCCUCCCAAAACACAGGCUGGUAGAAUACCUCUGUCUUCUUUAA